UUCUAUUACAGGACUACAUUUCCCAUGAGCACUCGCGCGGAUCGUCAAUAAGCUGCUGUCAUUUAGGCGACGGACGAAAAGCGUGCGGACGCAAAAACCUGCUGGAACUGAAGAAGUUGAGACGCUUUACCAUGUUAACGCUGACGUUAAGACAACUAAUCAGGCCGUUGGUCCGGAGUGUUCCCGUCACCGCCAGAUCCCAGCAUUCAGCGGCGGCGUUUGCCGAUGAUGAGCGCCCGUGGACGGGGCAGGAGAGCCUGGCUCAGGACGACCCGGAGAUGUGGGACCUUCUGCAGAAGGAGAAGGACAGACAGAGCCGCGGACUGGAGCUCAUCGCUUCAGAGAACUUCUGCAGUCGAGCAGCUCUCGAGGCUCAAGGUUCGUGUCUCAACAACAAGUACUCUGAAGGAUACCCGGGAAAAAGGUAUUACGGCGGUGCUGAGGUGGUGGAUCAGAUCGAGCUCUUGUGCCAGAAGAGGGCGCUGGAGGCGUUUGACCUCGACCCGGCGCUGUGGGGCGUCAACGUUCAGCCCUACUCCGGAUCUCCGGCGAACUUCGCCGCUUACACAGCCGUCCUGAACCCUCACGACCGCAUCAUGGGUCUGGACCUGCCCGACGGGGGACAUCUCACUCAUGGCUACAUGUCUGACGUCAAGCGGAUCUCGGCCACGUCCAUCUACUUUGAGUCGAUGCCCUACAAACUCAACCCUAAAUCAGGUCUGAUCGACUAUGAUCAGAUGGAGCUGACGGCUCGACUCUUCCGACCCAAACUCAUCAUCGCCGGAACCAGCGCUUACGCUCGCCUCAUCGACUACAGCCGCAUCAAGAAGUUGUGUACCGAGCUGAACGCGUACAUGCUGGCGGACAUGGCUCACAUCAGCGGGCUGGUGGCCGGGAAAGCCGUUCCCUCGCCGUUCGAACACGCCGACCUCGUCACUUCAACCACCCACAAAUCACUGCGAGGAUCCAGGGCGGGGCUUAUAUUCUACCGUAAGGGCGUGCGCUCGCUGGAUAAGAAGGGCAAAGAGGUCAUGUACGACCUGGAGGAGAAGGUCAACUUCUCCGUGUUCCCUUCGCUUCAGGGCGGCCCGCACAAUCACGCCAUCGCUGGCGUCGCUGUGGCUCUCAAACAGGCCACGACGCCCAUGUUUCGCGAGUACAUCGCUCAGGUUCUGAAGAACUCCAAGGCCAUGGCCGACGCGCUGCUGAAGAAGGGCUACACGCUCGUCUCCGGAGGAACCGAUAAUCAUCUGGUUCUGGUGGAUCUGAGGCCUCAGGGAAUGGACGGAGCGCGUGCAGAACGAGUUCUGGAGCUGGUGUCCAUCACGGCCAACAAGAACACGUGUCCCGGCGACAAGAGCGCGCUCACACCCGGCGGCCUGCGGCUCGGAACCCCUGCGCUCACGUCCCGCCGGUUCAAGGAAUCAGACUUCCAGCAGGUGGUGGAUUUCAUAGAUCAGGGCAUCAAGAUCGCUCUGGACGUGAAGACCAAGACCAAAAAACUGGCCGAUUUCAAGAGUUUCCUGCUGGAAGAUGCAGAGACGGCGUCUCGUAUCGCUGACCUGCGUCUGCGCGUGGAGGCUUUCGCCCGUCCAUUCCCGAUGCCUGGAUUCCACGACCAUUAAAGCGGGAGAUCUGGGUAACGAGGGAGCGGAUCACACACGCUGCCGGCUCUUUCCCGUGACCACACACUCACGAAGAGUCUUAAUUUUCUUUUAUUUUUUUUUGUUUAGCUUUACGAUCAAUCACUACUUUAUUAAUCAUUUACUGGAACUAAAGUCUUAAAGUGACCAGUACUGCACGUAGGUAACGUCCCAAUCCCAUCAAACUGACUUGAACAUGGAAGAACAAAACACACUGGACAGUAUUUGACAGGAGAUUCGGUAACAUUAGUGGCGUGUGUUUGUUUGAUUCAGACGCCAGCGCUGUGGAUGAUUUAUUCCUUCUGGGUGAUGUUCGGGACGCAACUAACAUCUUUAUCUUCCAUAUUGAGUGAGAAACAAACGUUUCUAUGACAGACUAGUGAUGCUAAAUGUUUACAGACUGUGAUUCUCAUUUUCUGUUCUUCCUUAAAAGCUCAGAACAGUUUUUCUACUCGAGUCUUAGUAGUUGUUCUCCUUUGAUAAUUGAAGCUGUUUUGUAAAUGUACAGUAGUGUAUGUAAGGACUGUAAACGUCUCGUCUUUACGUUGCUGGAGUUUGUAUUUGUCGGCUCUCAUCUGGAGUGAUUCUGUUCUUUGCUCUGGAGCGUUUACGGCACGGUUGUAAACAGAUGUACUGAUAUUGAUAAAUACUUUCAUGUUGCACACGUCUACAAUCCUCCACCUUCAUUCUCCUGGAUUCUGCCUGACAAAACACCUUUUUAUCACAAAAUGAUUCUUUUUAAAUGGACAGAUCUUUACAAAUAAUUUUCUAAAAAUGUCUAAUCCCAAUAAAAUCAUACCGUAGGAAAAUGCAA
This is a messenger RNA of Ctenopharyngodon idella (grass carp), 2457 nucleotides long. It is a transcript of the gene shmt2, whose product is annotated as serine hydroxymethyltransferase 2 (mitochondrial). Bases 132 to 1625 code for a protein of 497 amino acids. Gene Ontology annotation, molecular function: protein homodimerization activity; mRNA 5'-UTR binding; zinc ion binding. Gene Ontology annotation, cellular component: mitochondrial inner membrane; BRISC complex; nucleus. NCBI's taxonomy places the organism in Eukaryota, Metazoa, Chordata, Actinopteri, Cypriniformes, Xenocyprididae. The record is from RefSeq and is a predicted model, not a curated record. Gene Ontology annotation, biological process: regulation of oxidative phosphorylation; L-serine catabolic process; purine nucleobase biosynthetic process. The transcript has 12 exons.